AACCAUUGAACCGCUAACUCGUUAAAUCAUUCAAUUUAUUGAUAGGAUUGGCGAAAUUGAAACCUGCGAUAAUAAUUUUGAUUGGGACCGAAUCGCGUCAAUCAAAUCUUAAACAAACAAACAUUCACUUUCGUUUACUGAUAAUUGAAUAUUGAUGAUAAUCAUUGCCAUGAACAAACAAGAAAUGUUGCUCUCGAAUUUCACAUAGGGAAUGCUGCCUAUUCAUCUUUUCAAAAAAUAAUCAGCAAACAUAGUGAAGCAAUCGCUAAUCAAUAAUCAAACAACAUCACCACAUAUACAUUGACGACAAAUCGUAUAUUUUGCUGGUUGAUGACAAUAUUUCGUGUGAAUGCAAUUAUCGAGAAAAGGUCAAAGCAUUUGUUGUAACCAAAAUGUCCAAUCUUUCAAUCUAUAUCGUCCUGUUUGCCAUAGUAUCAUCGUGGUCGAUGAUAGUGAGGACCGAAGCUAAACAAAAGGAUGGAAAAUUUGCCACCGUAUUGGAAGAAUAUCAUACAACCAUCAAAUGUGUGGUGAAUAUUGCGGAGGAAACGAUUCCAGAAUUGGAUGAUUUUGUAGCAUGUUGUGGAUUUUGGGCCAUAAAUGAUUGGCUUCAAAACAAAGUGAGCGAAGAAUGCGAAGAAGAUAAUGUUAAACAAGUAAAACAUCUAAGUGGUCUGGUCGAACCGAAAGUCCGUUCGCAUUGUACAGCAUAUGAACGUGGAUCCUUUACCUGUCGAAUGUUGGUGAUAAUGCCAUUGGUAAUGAUCAUAUUGAUCAUUCUCACUAGCAUUUCUCUCUGUAUUUGUGCUCAUGUUUCAUUUUACAAAUGGAUCCAAGUACGACGCAAAUAUCGUCGUGUCGUUAAUCUCCAAUCACAAGCGGAUGAGUCAAUCUUAUCGUCAAAAAUGCUCAACGAAAAAAGAAAAAAUCUAAACAAUGAUUAUGAUCAUUCAACUCGAUACCCGAAUCGACCAUAGAAAACACCAAUUGUUUGAGCCUGUAAAUAUGGAAACAAAAGCGAUUGUUUGACUGAUAUGAACAAUAGUAAAAAUAAUGAU
Dermatophagoides pteronyssinus (European house dust mite) is the source of this 1058-nucleotide messenger RNA. RefSeq lists its product as uncharacterized. NCBI's taxonomy places the organism in Eukaryota, Metazoa, Arthropoda, Arachnida, Sarcoptiformes, Pyroglyphidae. The record is from RefSeq and is a predicted model, not a curated record.